AUGGGAAAAAAAUACGCCGAUAAAGCACAAUUUAUCUUAAUCUAUAUUAAAGAAGCGCACGCAUCUGACGAAUGGCCCUUAGAUUAUUUAAACGAUAGUAUGGAUGUGUCUUUCAAGAAACCAAGAGUCCUUGAAGAGCGGAUGUCACUCGCAAAGCAGUUUAUUGAUCGAUUCGACAUUAAAUUGCCCGUUUAUGUGGAUGAUAUCAAAGAUACCAUGGCAAAGGAAUAUAGUGCAACGCCUGAGAGAUUGUACGUGAUUAGAGAUGGUAAAAUCAGCUAUAAAGGUGGCCCAGGUCCUAUGUGUUAUGAUCUAGACGAAUUAGAAUCGCAUUUACAAGAAUUAUAA
Molecule: messenger RNA, 348 nt
Organism: Trichoplax adhaerens
Lineage: Eukaryota; Metazoa; Placozoa; Uniplacotomia; Trichoplacea; Trichoplacidae
Exons: 1
Coding region: 1-348 (115 amino acids)
Molecular function (GO): thyroxine 5'-deiodinase activity
Source: RefSeq, a predicted model, not a curated record